ACACCAAGCAGACUAACGUCCAUGUGAUGUGUACGUCUGGAGAGUCGCUUGCAGUCUGUAGUCUGAGCGGUUUCUCGUUUUUUGCUACAGUAGACGCAGUCUCCAGGCGCAGUGUGGCACAGGUUACCGCUAAAUUGUUUUUCUUUCUACUAAUAAAACGGAUUUUAAGCGUUUGUACUGAUGUAGCGCUAGCAGCUCCUAAAACCGGGAUCCAGUCAGUAACGUUAAUACCAUAAAUUCAACUGGAUGCUGGCAGUCACUUGGGUGGGGCUGACGCUGAUGACCGUACACAGGAGCAGAGCCCAGGGAUAAACCAGACCGCACAAGACCAGUUUAAAGAAGUACGGGGGGCUGUUGGUGGGUAGAGCCAUGACCAAGCCCGAGUCGAAGAAAAGCGGUGUGGCCGCGAUCAGCGCUACCGGCAAGUGCGCCACAACCGCGUCCGCUGCCGAGCAGGACAAGAACGGCUCCCUCGAGCAGGACAGUCCGCACCAGAGCGCACAGAUCAAAGUUAAUGUGAUGAAGCAGCCCUCCAAGGAGAGCCUGCACCGGAGAAACACGGAGUGCGAAGUCUAUGACGACGGGACCAACACCUUUUUCUGGCGAGCACAUACUGUGACAGUGCUGUUCAUUCUGACCUGUGCUCUGGUCUAUGUUACGCUGUUGGAAGAGACCCCCCAGGACACGGCCUACAACACUAAGAGGGGGAUUGUGGCAAGCAUCCUGGUGUUCCUCUGUUUUGGAGUGACACAAGCCAAAGAUGGACCCUUCUCCAGACCUCAUCCAGCUUAUUGGCGGUUCUGGCUUUGUGUCACUGUCGUCUACGAGCUGUUCCUCAUCUUCAUCCUGUUUCAGACGGUGCACGAUGGACGACAGUUCAUGAAGUACAUUGACCCCAAGCUUGGGGUACCCCUCCCUGAGCGUGACUAUGGAGGAAACUGCCUCAUGUACGACCCAGGCAACACCACCGACCCCUUCCACAACAUCUGGGAUAAAAUGGAUGGCUUUGUUCCAGCUCACUUCCUGGGAUGGUAUAUCAAGACUCUGAUGAUUCGCGAUUGGUGGAUGUGUAUGAUAAUCAGUGUCAUGUUUGAGUUCCUGGAAUACAGCCUGGAGCACCAGUUACCUAACUUCUCAGAGUGUUGGUGGGACCAUUGGAUCAUGGAUGUGUUGGUGUGUAAUGGUCUGGGAAUCUACUGUGGCAUGAAGACCCUGGCCUGGUUGUCAAUGAAGCCCUAUCAGUGGCAGGGCCUGUGGAACAUUCCUACAUACAAGGGGAAGAUAAAGCGUAUAGCAUUUCAGUUCACACCAUACAGUUGGGUGAAGUUUGAGUGGAAGCCUGCUUCAACAGUUCAGCGCUGGCUUGCUGUGUUAGGCAUCAUCUUUAUGUUCCUCCUAGCGGAGCUGAACACCUUCUACCUGAAGUUUGUGCUGUGGAUGCCUCCUGAACACUACCUGGUGCUGCUUCGCUUGGUCUUCUUUGUCAACGUGGGAGGCGUAGCUAUGAGGGAAAUCUACGACUUCAUGGAUGACCCGAAGUUCCACAAGAAGCUUGGCCAGCAGGCGUGGCUGGUGGCAGCAAUCACAGUGACAGAGUUCCUCAUAGUGGUCAAGUAUGAUCCCAACACUAUCAUGCUGCCCAUCCCCUUCUUCAUCAUGCAGUGCUGGUUUUUAGGAAUCCUCCUCAUCUUUACCUGGACGCUGUGGCGGUUCUUCAUCCGUGACAUCACCCUUCGUUACAAAGAGACGCGUCAACGCAAACAUGAAGUCCCCACGGACCGGGACCGUCCCCUGGGCAACGGCAGCACAGCCACCCCGUCUGGGCGGAGUAAACUGAAUGGCAGCUCCGAGACUCUGCGGCAGAGGAAGUCCUGAAGGUGGUGGUGGUGGGGGACGCGAGUCGUAACCCGGUCGGCCAGCAGCAGCUGAGGAGUGAAGUUCAAGGUUUGAUGUGAAAAAUGAAGGAGAAUCAUGACACAAAGGCACAAAUGGACACGUAUGUGCUAUGUAGACUUAAUUUGUGCCUACACACUAAGUAGUCAUUCAGCAGGGGCGAGGGAAGGGGCAAUUUUCAUUUGGUGCAUUGUCUAGUUAUUGUCUUACUACAGGGAUUUACCUCAUUCUAUUUUUUAAGAACAUUUGGGGAAUUAUACACAGGGCAAGAUACAUUUGUGUUAUUUAUACAUUACUUUGGAUGUUUGGUGAUGAGGAGAAAAAAAGAAAACACUGAGUCAAAGAGAGGUAGCGUAGUGGAAGGAGGGAUAUAGGCGACCAGGGAAGUAGAAUAGAUAGACUCUUGAUCAAUAAUCGACAGCCGUUUUCAUUUUCUCAGCUGUCGUAGAAAACAAGAGGUAAGCACCAGGAACGUGUCCGCCACUGUAAAUAUGCUUCGCUCGGUGUUGUGCAGAUGAGAAAGUAUAGUAUUUGGAGCAGUGAGGGGUUUCUGUAGGUGUAGGUAACAGAUGUUCAGUAUCAACCUGGGAUUUUCGUCACAAACUUGCCAAGCAGUAGUUUAAAUGGUUAAUCACACAUUUCUGUUAUGUUAAGUUAAAAUAACACUUUUUUUGUCUAUUGAUUCCCAUGCAUUUUUGACCGUUUAAGACAGUACUCUUUUCUUUGAUUUGGUCCCAAGCUUGUGAUGCAUUGUUUACAUAUGGGACUCGAUAUCAGCUUUUUAUUUACAGAUCAGGGUUCUUAUUCCUGGGAGCACUGAGUUUGGAGGUCCUUGUCACUGCUGGGGAACCUCCCUCAGGCUGACAUGGAGAGGAGAAACUGGUAAAAGCUUUUCUCUCCUCAAAUGCUUUGUUCUCGAAAAGAACAUCAAGUUUGUAAAGAAAAAAAAAUCAAAUUGUACGAUAUUCUAGGUAUUUAACUGCUGAUAUUCUACAUGAUAUAUUGGAUAUAGUAUGGGUGUUUUUGUAGAUGUUUUGUUAUCACUGUUGUUAUUUUCUUUAGGGUAACUAAAUGAUGAACACUAGAUUGUACUCAAGUUCCUUGAAAUGAAGUACUGAGAAAUCUGAAGCACUCAAAUGAAUACAUCCAUGACAAUCACACUGGCGGAAAGCUGCACUCCGUUUUCCUCCACUGUAACAGGACUGUAAAUAAAGCUGUGCUCAUUCAGUCACAUCAGAACAUGAAUUUAAUAUUUGAUUUCUUUCAUGCCAAAUGUUUUUUAUUUAACUUAUUAAAAUGGUGUGUUCUGCUGUGUCUGAAUAAGCUGAAACAAAAUGAAAACCAACCUUAUCUUAAGAGGGUGAAAUGAAGGUUUAGGUGUGGUUUGGUUUGGGAGGAGAACCAACCUUUUCCAGCUCCGUGGGGUUUACCAUAUUGCACAUGAAAACAAGCCAAAGCUUAGAUCUCAAUCUUGCUAAAACCAUAAAUGCCACCCAAACCAUCCGAGAUGCCCAAACAGCCGUUUAAGCCUCAUUUCAAUUCCUUUUCAUUUAGACUAAAGCAGACUCUCAAAGCCGCCGAGGUCAGUCAUGUCAGCUUACAGGUUUUAUGUUACAAAAGAAAACUGACACCUGGAGGUCAGACCACUAGGGAAAAAAAUAUUUGGGCAAUAAAGGCAUUUUAAAAGGCCUCAACUCCCUUAAUUCACUAACAUUAAAUGUCUGUCUAAAUAUGUGGUCAAUUAGUCGACACAAAAGUUAUCCACAACUAGUGUGAUCGAUUCAUUUUCUUUCUUUCAAGCAAAUGGAAUUUGAAGACAAGUUAUAAAUUAUUAAACUUAAAAUGGCCGUUUUUCUAUUUUUGUUUUUAUCUAUAGACAAAACAGUUAAAAGUUAGUCAAGAAAAUAACAGGCAGAAUAAGUGAUAAUGAAAAUAAGUGUUAGUUGCAGCCUUAGUUAGAUGUUCUGAUCUUUUCAUAAUGAUACAAGAAAAUAAGAAUUAUGUUGAAAAAAAAUCCAACUUGGAAAAACUGAAAAUAACUCCCUUGCAUUCCAGUCUGAUUGGAUUUCCACUGUUCCCAAAAUGUCUCCCAGAGAGCUUUAGUCUUUGUCCUGUAGCUGUCAGAGAAAGGAGUUGUGAAUUUCUGUGUGCUACUCAUUGUGUCCCAGUGGCUGCAUACUACAUAGUUGACAAAUUAUGACAUCUGUGAACCUAGCUCCAGAAUGUCCUGUUUUAACCUAGGCUCAUGUUAAAUGUCACUAUAGUAAUUAUCAUGUGAAGGUAAUCCAGCAGAAUUUGCUGUUCAAAUGAGAGGGUUUGCUUAUAUGUAUCAGUUUAUUUAGCCAUAAACACUAAACUGAAGUUUCUCCUGCUAAAUCAGGCUGCAACUGUUUGCAUGUUUGACCUUCUUUUUUGGACACAGAGAUUGCUGUGCAAAUUUAAAACCCUAAAAGCGAUGUAGCUAAUAUUUCAAAGUUUGUACUUGUUGUCCUGUGCUAAUUCUGUCACUUGUGAACUUUUGUAGAAGUUAGGGAAGUUUGCUUACCCCCCCUCCUUUAACUAAAUGCUUUUUAGAUGGGGGCUGGGGAUUCAUUGUGUACCCGUGUCCAAGUGCUUUCAUUUGAAAUCGCUGAAGACUUAAACAAGCCCAAGUCAAGAAUUUGCACAUCAGAUCUGAAAUCACAAAAUGGUGAAUUCAGAAACUAAACCCAUAAAUGAGCUGCAGAACAAAAUAGGAAGUGGUCCCCCCCCAAAAAGGACAGAAGGUUUUGAGGGUUCAGUGUAGUUUCACUUGCCACAUGGGGGCGGUAGGUGUUCUUACUGUCUCUGCCCGGUGUUCCUGUCUCAAUCAUUUACAACUUGCUGUAAAAGCCAUUUUCAACAUAGUUUGUGUAAAUGUGAAGAUGUUAAAGGUCAUACAAACUGAAAUAUGCUGCUGCACUACUUACUUUUAUAAUGUUUUCAAUAAAAUAAACUGAAAAUCUGA
Messenger RNA from Micropterus dolomieu (smallmouth bass), 4879 nucleotides. RefSeq names its product phosphatidylserine synthase 2 (gene ptdss2). Bases 370 to 1875 code for a protein of 501 amino acids. Lineage: Eukaryota; Metazoa; Chordata; Actinopteri; Centrarchiformes; Centrarchidae. The record is from RefSeq and is a predicted model, not a curated record. Gene Ontology annotation, molecular function: L-serine-phosphatidylethanolamine phosphatidyltransferase activity. The transcript has 13 exons. Gene Ontology annotation, biological process: phosphatidylserine biosynthetic process.